This is a messenger RNA of Ochlerotatus camptorhynchus, 587 nucleotides long. RefSeq lists its product as uncharacterized. The coding region runs from base 109 to 555 and encodes 148 amino acids. The transcript is spliced from 2 exons. Gene Ontology annotation, biological process: RNA catabolic process. The record is from RefSeq and is a predicted model, not a curated record. Gene Ontology annotation, cellular component: ribonuclease H2 complex. NCBI's taxonomy places the organism in Eukaryota, Metazoa, Arthropoda, Insecta, Diptera, Culicidae.
CAAAAUAAUUUCAUUGGCGCGGAAUUGUCUGCGUUGUUUUCUGUUUUGAGGAAAAUCUAUCACCAUUAUUGUGCUUUUAGUUUAGAAACGAAUCAAUUUCACGAGGAAAUGGCAAUCAAUUUAAAUUUAAAUCAGAACGAUGUCGAGGUCAGUCUACGGAAUUCGGCUAAAAUACACUACAUUCCGGCGACUAUUCAUGGCGACGGACCGGCCAAGGUGGAGCAAUACUUUGAAUGCUAUACGGAUGUACUGGACGAUAAGACUCUAGUAAACGCCCUUCGAGGGUUCCCAUUGCGUGGAAAGCAUUUUACAUUGCCAACUGGUUUCAACGGUGUGAUAUUCCAGGAAACGAAGAAGCCACUAUCAACGGACGAGGAUCGUAAUUUCAGCUUCGCAGGGGCUUUUAAAGAAUUCACCUAUUGGAACUUUGACAAGAUUCCUUCCAAAAAUGAUGCAUUCGUAAAGGCGCUCGACUGGAUGGAACUAUCUCAAGUGUUACAUGAACCACUUGCUACGGAUGAAGAUUCAAAAGAGGCGGUGAAAGAUGAAAAAUAAAUUAUUUGCUUGGUUUUGUUUGUAAUAAUGAA